Silurus meridionalis is the source of this 4576-nucleotide messenger RNA. It is a transcript of the gene usp13, whose product is annotated as ubiquitin specific peptidase 13. The transcript is spliced from 21 exons. Gene Ontology annotation, biological process: protein deubiquitination. The record is from RefSeq and is a predicted model, not a curated record. Gene Ontology annotation, molecular function: zinc ion binding; cysteine-type deubiquitinase activity; protein binding. Bases 200 to 2779 code for a protein of 859 amino acids. Lineage: Eukaryota; Metazoa; Chordata; Actinopteri; Siluriformes; Siluridae.
UCUCCGCGGCGCGGUCGUUCAGCUCCCCUCCGCCCAUCUCCAGCGUUUCCGUCGUCACAUCCCUCCUGUCCGCGGGGGGAAUGUCGGCUGUGCGCGUGUUAAAAAUAACCCCAUCGUCGCCUCUUCUGGUUGACACUCCUCCCGGGGUCACUCGAAUCAUUCGGUGGUUUCACUUGGCUUGCAGCAGGAACAUGCGAAGAUGGCCACGGAUCUGGGAGAGCUGUUGGUACCGUUCAUGCCCACCAUACGGGUGCCGAGGUCGGGAGACAGGGUGUACAAGAGCGAGUGCGCCUUUUCAUACGACUCUCCGGAGUCAGAAGGUGGGUUGUAUGUGUGUAUGAACACAUUCCUGGGUUUUGGAAGAGAACACGUGGAGAGACAUUACCGUAAAACUGGACAGAGUGUGUACAUGCACUUAAAACGUCAUGUGAAGGAGAAACCCACAGGUGCUGCUGGGGGUGCCUUGCCAAGAAGACGGAACGGAAAAGUAUUCUUAGAUUUAGAACUUAACCGUGACUUUAACGGGGAUGAUUAUGAAUUUGAAGAUGAAGCCAAGCUUGUCAUAUUCCCAGACCACUAUGAGAUCCCUUUACCAAAUAUCGAGGAGUUGCCUGCCCUGGUUACAAUUGCUUGUGAUGCUGUACUCAAUGCUGCAUCUGCAUACAAAAAGCAAGAGCAAGAUUCAUGGGAAGAGGAGCUUCAAGUGUCCAAGCAUGCCAGAAGUCUCAGACAACAAGAGAACACGGUUCGGAUUCCUCCCAGUGGCUGGAAGUGUGCCAAGUGUGAAAUGCGAGAGAACCUGUGGCUGAACCUUACAGAUGGCUCUGUCCUCUGUGGGAAAUGGUUCUUCGAUGGAAGCGGAGGGAACGGUCAUGCCCUCGAACACUACAAAGAAACCAAAUUUCCACUAGCAGUCAAGCUCGACACCAUCACCCCAGAUGGAGCAGAUGUUUACUCUUUUGAUGAAGAAGAGGCAGUACUUGACCCCCUCAUAGCAGAACACUUGACACACUUUGGAAUAGACAUGCUAAAGAUGCAAAGGACAGAAAAUGGCCACCACACAGACAACCACGUACAGCCUCGAGCCACUGAGUGGGAGGUGAUUCAGGAAUCUGGCUUUAAGCUGAAGGCAGUGUAUGGGUCAGGGUACACAGGCAUCAGAAACCUGGGAAACAGCUGCUACCUCAGCACCACUAUGCAAGUGCUCUUCAGCAUCCCUGAGUUCCAGAGAGCAUACGUCGGAAAUCUACAGAGAAUUUUCGACUACUCACCCCUUGAUCCAACCCAAGAUUUCAGCACACAAAUGGCAAAACUGGGUCAUGGGUUACUGUCAGGCCAGUAUUCCAAACCACCAGUCAAAUCAGAACUCAUUGAACAGGUGAUGAAAGAAGAUUACAAGCAACAAAACAGAGGUAUUUCUCCCAGAAUGUUCAAGGCUCUAAUCAGCAAGGGUCACCCAGAGUUCUCCUCAAACAGACAGCAGGAUGCCCAAGAAUUCUUUUUGCAUUUUGUUAAUCUGGUUGAGAGGAAUAGCGCUGGCACAGAGAACCCCAGUGAUGUGUUUCGCUUCAUUGUGGAGGAGCGUGUUCAGUGCUGCCAGUCGCAGAAAGUGCGAUAUACACAAAGAGUGGACUACCUUAUGCAGCUUCCUGUGCCCAUAGAGGCCGCCAUCAACAGAGAAGAAAUAAUGGCAUAUGCGGCGAAGCGCAAGGAUGCAGAAGAAAACAUGCAUACUCCUCCGGAUCCAGUGAGGGCCCGCGUUCCCUUCACUGCCUGUCUACAAGCCUUUAAUGAACCCGAAAAUGUUCUGGACUUCUGGAGCUCGGCGCUACAGGCCAAGUCGGCUGGAGUGAAGACUUCUCGGUUUGGAACUUUUCCUGACUACAUGGUUGUACAGCUCAAAAAGUUCACAUUUGGAGUGGACUGGGUUCCAAAAAAGUUAGAUGUUUCUGUAGAAAUGCCUGACUUUAUGGACUUAAAUCGGCUUCGGGCUACAGGAUUACAAGCAGGUGAAGAAGAGCUUCCUGACUUUACGCCUCCUAUUGUCAUUCCUGAGGACACAAGGGACAGCUCAGUGAAUAAUUCUUUGGAAUCUCCGGAAAUAGACGAGGCCUCUGUGAUGCAGUUGGCAGAAAUGGGCUUCCCUCUGGAGGCCUGCCGGAAGGCCGUGUACUACACUGGGAACAUGGGAGCUGAAAUGGCCUUUAAUUGGAUCAUUGCUCAUAUGGAGGAGCCAGACUUUGCAGAGCCCCUUGCAAUUCCAUCAUACAUGGAAGCAGAUCUCCCCAGUGCCAGCUUUCCUACUGCCAGCCCUCUGGACAACCAGCCUCCUGAGGAAAGCAUCUCUAUUCUCACCUCCAUGGGUUUCCCCAGACAUCACACUGUACGAGCCCUAAAGGCAACGAAUAACAACCUGGAGCGGGCAUUAGAUUGGAUAUUUACUCACCCAGAGAGCGAGGAAGACAGUGAGGCCAUGUCCGACAUGGCCGACACAGAGCCCAAUGAUACCAGUUUCUCAAAUGCUAACACGCAUAGUGACUCCACGCUGUCCCCGGAGCAAGAAAUGUCUAGUCCACGUGUUCGAGAUGGCCCUGGACGGUAUGAACUCUUUGCCUUCAUAAGUCACAUGGGAACAUCAACAAUGUCUGGCCAUUAUGUAUGUCAUAUCAAAAAGGAAGGAAGAUGGGUCAUUUACAAUGAUAAUAGAGUAUGCUUGUCAGAAAGGCCUCCGAAAGACUUGGGGUACAUUUACUUUUACCGGCGCCUGCCUAGCUGCUAGAUUUGGACCUUAGAGAAUAUAGCUGCACUGCCUUCUGAAAGGCACAGAAGAGGAGGAGGAUAUUUCUGACACUGCUGAAAACCUGGGAGGUGUUCACAUUAUAGAGAAGGAAAGAAUUCACCAAGAAUUCACCGCAAACCCUGCAAACAGACCUGCAAAGAAAAGGCUCACCCAGUGCAGGCAUGGUCCCAUGGAGGAAAUGAAUGUGUUUAAUCAUCUGUUCAUUUGUUUAUUGUUGAUUUGUUCUGCUGAGUAUGUCCUGUACUGGAGACACGGAGCGAUGUAUGCCAUUUAAAAUAUGCAGAUUAAUGUUCAAAUAUGUAUUCACACACAAAUUUCUGUUCUCGUUAAAUGCCUUGAGCUUUUAUGCCAGUAUUUUUCAAGCGAUUGCUACUUAAUGAAAAGGCAAACAGGAUUUUUUGUUACUGCCAGCCCUGAUUUAUACAAAGUUUGGUUUGUGUUGUUGAAAUUACAUUUUGGUUGCGCACUGGAACACGUCACUGUGUUAAAGAUAUUUGGAGGUUCACUGAACUUUUAAAAGUGGAAAUUUAGGUGGCAUAAAUAUUAUGCACAAAAACGCACAAACUGUUAAAGUAUUGGGUGUAAAAAUAAAAAAUCUAAUUUAAAUGCACCUAUGUGCAGGAUAAAUUUUGCUUUUUUAAGGAUUAAUUAUGCACUGUUACAGUAUCUUUAUAUAUAAAUAUAUAUCCCCCAAUUUGUAUUCUAUCUUGAAAAACAGCACAAUAAAAAUACAAUAACUACAAGAUGAUGUAGUUUACACUUUACACUUUUGCUUAGUGUUACAAGACAAGAAAGAUGUACCAAUGAUUAGAUUAAUGCAAUAAUUAAGUGCUUAAUACUCAUUGCCUUGUUCGGGUUCUUUGACUACAGCAGGUCACAGAAUCACCAUAGUGUUGUUCAUCUCAUUUUAUUCUCAAAUAUAGUUACAGACCAUUUGUAUCCAAUAAGUAAGCUAUAUAUAUAUAGAUAGCUAUAGAUCUAGAUCUAGAUCUGUAUAUAUACAGUGACCAGUGGAUUCAACUUUCUAUCAUCAUAUGCAGUGUCUUGUGUCAAACUUGGAUCUCGUGUUCUUUUUUUUUUCUUGUCAGAUCCUUGGGUGAUAUAACUGGAAUGUACUCUCUAUGGUGCUCAAUAAUACAACAUUUCUCACAUUUGUUAAUGUUUUCAUGAUUUUCCCCUUGCAAAGUUUCUCACAGAAUUCACAAUUUCUACCCAAUCUACCCAUACAUUUAUUCCUCUCAGAAAUUUAUACCAGAUAUUCUUGACAUGCACAGUUUUCAUAUAGGACUUUUUGUUACCCUCUUUCUCGUUUUUCUACUUGGAUCCUAACAGUUAAGCCAAACAAUAUAUGCUGUAUGUCUCCAGUCUGCCUUUUUCUUUUCAGAGUGUGAAAGGUGAUGCUUCGGACACCUCCUUCUUAAGCAGGCCUUCAGGUUAUCAGCUUGUGCACUACAAUCCAAAAUGUGUUAGCCAUUCGAUAUUUUGAAAUGUAUAGUAAAUCUUAUGUGGUUCAUCUACUGCUUCAUGUUUUUCAAGGAACUGAAUGUCAAGUGGUACAAAGUUUUUGCUUUGUUUUGUUUUUUUCUUCUUUUUGCAAAAUGAUGCCAAAUGCCAACCCUAUGGUUAUGCAAAUGUACACAACCUUCUUUUGUAAUGGAUCUUCCUAUACAAAUACUGCUUAGAACAAAACAUUACAAGGGCAAAUGUGUUCAUGAGAACUGUCUUUUUAAUAGCGUUUACUGACUGGACUAUUAAAUAAACCAAAAUCUCACAAGU